Molecule: messenger RNA, 729 nt
Organism: Coregonus clupeaformis (lake whitefish)
Lineage: Eukaryota; Metazoa; Chordata; Actinopteri; Salmoniformes; Salmonidae
Product: aldehyde dehydrogenase family 3 member A2-like
Exons: 5
Biological process (GO): aldehyde metabolic process
Cellular component (GO): cytoplasm
Molecular function (GO): aldehyde dehydrogenase (NAD+) activity
Source: RefSeq, a predicted model, not a curated record
AUGUGUACAAUUCCCAGCCUGAGUGAGUUCUAUGGGCCCGACCCCAAAUCCUCCCCUGACGACGGCCGCAUCAUCAACCAGCGCCACUUCAACCGCGUGAUGGCUCUACUGGAUGGCUACACAGCAGCUCUAGUGGAGCAGAGUGACGCGUCGCAGCGCUACAUUGCCCCCACGGUGGUGAAGGACGUGCCCCCCCCCCAUGCUAGGCUGAUGCAGGAGGAGAUCUUCGGCCCCCUGUUGCCCAUAGUGACAGUCAGCGACAUAGACGACGCCAUCCACUUCAUCAACGAGAGAGAGAAGCCCCUGGUGCUCUACGUCUUCUCCUCCAACAAGAAGGUGAUAAAGCGAAUGCUGGCUGAGACCACCAGUGGCGGGGUGACGGUCAACGACGUUAUGAUGCACUACACCAUCAACUCUCUGCCUUUCGGGGGUGUAGGUCAGAGCGGAACAGGCAGGUAUCAUGGGAAACACACCUUUAACCAGUUCAGCCACCAUCGGGCGUGUCUGGUCAAGUCCCUGGGCAUGGAGGAGGUCAACAUGGCGCGGUACCCACCCCAGAACCGCCAGAAGGCUCGCAGGGUCAGGCUGGCCAUGAGGACCCCACUGGUCGACUUCUCUAGGAAAACCUACGUCUGGGCCGUGACAACCACCGUCUUUGCUUUCGGUCUCUUGGUCACCUUGACUGCCAUCCUGCUAAUCGCUGGUGGCCUGAACUGCACCUGUUGGAGG